AUGGCCACUGGGACCCUGAUGCCUGAGAGCCAGGAAUCAGUGACCUUCAAUGACGUGGUUGUGGACUUCACCUUGGAGGAGUGGGGCCAGCUGGAGCCUGGCCAGAGAGAACUGUAUCGUGAUGUGAUGCUGGAGAACUACCAGAACCUUCUCUCACUGAGUGAGGCCUAUACCCAGCCUUCCCCAGGAAGAGGGGAGAAAGGCCUUAGAAGUAAUGACUUUGUGAGAAGCCUGAGGUGGGCCUCUGUCCUCAUCAGGAAGCAAAGAGUCCCUGGUGGAGAGAGGGCCCAGAAGUGGAGCAGGCCACAGAAGACCUUCAAACACCAAAGGACCUUCAUAGAGAAGAAACCAUUUAACUACACAGAAUGUGAGAAAGCCUUUGUUUACCAUUCAGACUAUAUUCUACAUCAGCGAAUUCAUACCGGAGAGAAACCCUACAAGUGCAAUGAAUGUGGGAAGGCAUUCAGCAACAGCUCAUAUUUCAUUCAGCACCACAUCAUUCACACAGGAGAGAAGCCCUAUGCCUGCCACAAAUGUGGCAAGACCUUUACUCAGAGCUCAUCACUUACUGAGCAUCAGAGGAUUCACACUGGAGAGAAGCCCUACAAAUGCAAGGAUUGUGGGAAGGCCUUCACCCAGAGCUCAUCCCUCAUUAAACACCAGCGAUGCCACACUGGGGAGAAACCCUAUAAAUGUGAUGAAUGUGGGAAGUUCUACUCACAGGUGUCCCACCUCACCCGCCAUCAGAAAAUCCACACGGGGGAGAAGCCUUACAAAUGUGGUGAGUGUGGCAAGGCCUUCUGUCACACUUCUUCCCUGACCCAACACCAGACCAUCCACACUGGGGAGAAACCAUACAAAUGCAAUGAAUGUGGGAAAACCUUCAGCCACAGCUCCUCCCUGACUCAACAUCAGCGAGUCCACACUGGAGAGAAACCCUACGAGUGCACAGAGUGUCACAAAGCCUUUAGUCACAGCUCCUCCCUGACUCAGCACCAGAGAAUCCACACUGGUGAGAAACCUUAUGAAUGUCUUGAGUGUGGGAAGGCUUACACACAGAUUUCCCACCUUAUGAGGCACCAGAGUAUUCACAUGGGAGAAAAGCCCUACAUAUGCAGUGAGUGUGGAAAGGCUUUCAGCCAUACCUCAUCCUUUACUCAACACCAGACAAUUCACACUGGUGAGAAGCCCUACAAAUGUAACGAGUGUGGGAAAACCUUCAGCCAGAACUCUUCCCUCACACGCCACCAAAGGAUUCACACAGGAGAGAAACCUUAUGAGUGUAACGUUUGUGGGAAAGCCUAUACCCAGAUCUCCCACCUUAUUCAACACCAAAGGAUUCACACUGGAGAGAAACCCUAUGAAUGUAGUGAGUGUGGGAAAGCCUUCAGUUGGAGCACCCAUCUCAUUGAGCACCAGAAGAUCCAUACUGGUGAGAAACCCUAUAAGUGUAAAGAGUGUGGGAAAACCUUUAGUCAUAACUCAUCCCUCACUCAACAUCAGAGAAUUCACACUGGUGAGAAACCCUAUGCCUGUAAGGAAUGUGGGAAGGCCUUCAAUCAGAGCAUCCACUUAAUUCAGCAUCAAAGAAUUCACACUGGAGAGAAGCCCUACAAAUGUAAUGACUGUGGGAAAACCUAUACCCAGAUUUCACACCUUCUCCAACAUAAAAAAGUCCACACUGGUGGCAAACACUAUGCCUAUAAAGAGCAUAGGCAGGGUUUCAGCUGGAAUUCACACCUCAAUGAGUAUCAGAGACUUCAUACAGGGCAAAAUGCCUAUCUUGGUGAUGAUUUUGAGAAAGCCUUUGCUUGGGGCACACAGCUUGCUAAUCAUCAGAGAACUUACACUGACUACACAACCUGAAUGUGUAAUGAACUAGCAGUUCUGCCGUUAGGUUCUGUUCAGCCUUCACCAACACUAGGAAGUCCAGGAAAAAUUUCACCUUCAGGAACAAGUGGAUCCAGGUCCUUCAAUGACCUUUCAGAAAUCUGUUUAGGAACCCACCUACCACCACAUAUUGAGAUAGUUUUUUAUUUUGUUCCCUAGAGUGAGGAUAGUAUAGCUCAUCACCAGCUUGGAUAGCUUAUGAUUGUUUGGGGGGCUUACUCUACAUAUUUCCUCAGCCCUACAAUGACCCCAGCUGGUGGUAUAGUUAAGGAAUGUCUAAAAGAGAUGCCAUCAUCUGAGAUCUUUUAUAACAACUCUUUCCAAGCUUGUUAAACUGAUUGAUCUUUCCUUAAAUUGAAGCCUGAAUAGUCAGGGGAAAAAAGUUGUAAAG
Otolemur garnettii (small-eared galago) is the source of this 2281-nucleotide messenger RNA. Its product is annotated as zinc finger protein 883. Gene Ontology annotation, molecular function: DNA-binding transcription repressor activity, RNA polymerase II-specific. Gene Ontology annotation, biological process: negative regulation of transcription by RNA polymerase II. NCBI's taxonomy places the organism in Eukaryota, Metazoa, Chordata, Mammalia, Primates, Galagidae. The record is from RefSeq and is a predicted model, not a curated record. Bases 1 to 1866 code for a protein of 621 amino acids. The transcript has 3 exons.